AGACAAUCACAUAUCAUCCUGAUCAGACAAAUAAUGGGAAUAUAAACAAAUGAGAUGGAACCAUCGAAGAGCUGUGAUGUCACUAGAGGGCAUGAACACUACCUUUGUCAUAUAUUAUUACUGGAACAAGCUUCGCCCAUCGCAUUGAAGGCCAUAAUUAAAAGAGAAGAGAAAAAAUAUGGAAAAGAUAUUGGUAUUUUGCUAAAUGAGAAUAGAGAUGCGUUUAAAACCCAGUACGAAACAGAGUUUCUUCAAUUAAUUCAAGAAGAUGAUGUCAAUGACGACAUUGAUACGUGGGACACACUUCAAUUAUGUGCUGUGACAUUAGUUUUGUUUAAAUCUGAUCUAACUGAACCAGAAGUUAAAGCCAUUCAAUGUAUAUAUGAUCAGAGGAAAGAUAUUGAACAAUACACCGAAUGUGCCUCUUUAACAUUCAAUACCUACAACGAGAAACAACAUUUAUUGCACGAUCAAUUACUCGAGUUAAUAACGCUCAUAGACGACCAAGCUAAGCUUGAUUGUAAAUGUAUGAUGUUUUCAUUUGAAUCAAAAUCUUUGAAAUUAAGCAAAACACAGAUAGACAAACUAACACAGACACAUGAUAUCAAAACUCAUCUUAACAUUGCACUUGAUGUAGAUGUCGUAACAGAGAAUGAUAUCAUUGGCGAAGAGAACCACCAAAAGCUCCAGACCAAUGGCCAAAGGUUUACUGAAACACUCCAGAACAAAAAUGUCUACAUCAAUGAUUCAGCUAUUUUGACAUGUAAACUCAACAUUCCAACAGAUAAAAAUGUUGAGUGGAGGAAAGAUUACAAGCCGGUUGAAAUGUCAAACAAUAUAAUGGUCAUGUGCAAGAAUGGCAAUUAUUGGUUAGCGAUUUCCCGUGCAUCAUUGGAAGAUACGGGUCAAUAUACGUGUGUAUGUGGCAAUAUUUCAACAUCAGCUGAUCUUACUGUUAUAGAUGAAGCAUUAUGUGUUGUCGUUGAUAUGCCUGCCAAUAUUGAGGUAACUGAGAAUAGAAACAUUGAUACAGAGUGUAAGGUGAACCUACUUACGAGUAAACCUGUUUGGCGAUACAAAGGGGAAAUUCUACAAUCAUCUGGUAGAAAGGUUAUACUAGCAAAGGGCUCUACACACAAAUUGAUGAUCACGAAUGUAACAUUAGACGACGAGGGUGAAUAUACAGUUGACUUUGGGAAUGUCUCAUGUAAAACAACAGUUCAAAUACAAGUUGAAACAGACCUUAUUCACAGAAAACAGAUAACAGAAGAAUUGUUCAGAAAUUGGAUGAGAGGAGCUCUAGCGUUAAAAUAUUUAAAAAUAGGUUUAGAGGGUUUUUCCGACAAGGCUGUUCACAAACAACAUAAUGAUCUAAUGAAAAAACUUGGAAACUCCUGCAGCACUUGUACAGAGGAAAGUCUUCUCCCACAUAAACAAGAUCAAUGCCCACGACAAAGAAAACAUCAAUGUUUAUGUACCAAAGGUCAGAAACAGAAGUCAAGACAAAUGUGCCCAAACGGGGGAUUUUGUGGCAACGUUUAUAAUCAAAUAGUUUAUAAACAUCGCUUUCAAGAUCCAUUAUUCACAAAUACAGAUAUCCAAAAAUGGAGCAGUGAUGCGUGGAGUGUUGCUACAUGCUUUGUUAAUACUACUGGCUACAAAGGCAAACAAUCAGCUAAAGAUGUCGACUGCUCCGGUUUACUUAGUAUGUGUAUAAACAACAUUGAUAUAGAAAUGAUGCUUGGAGAAGUAAUCAUCGAUGGUAAAAUAGAUGCGUUUACAAAGGCAAGAGAAGCAAGGAACGAUAUUCUUCACAGUCCAAACUAUGAACUAUCUGAAAAUCAACUAAACACGUUUAUCAUAAUGUUCAUAGAAGUACUAGAAAUCCAGGACAAACAUGGUAAUACACCUUUGAAAGGGGAGUCAGGCGUAGAAGAAGCAUUACGUUUACUAGAUAUGGUGCAACAAAACCAGAUUGAGAUAAACCUUGAAAAGGAUAUGAGAGAACUAAGAGAGCAUGGGAUGUCUAGAUUAGAAAAGAAAUACCAAACAGCACAAAAACAGGCAAGUUUUUUAGCUAAUGCAUUUGAGUAUUGUUAUAACAUGCUUUUACGACCGAUAAAAUGUCUUGGAAUAAAACAAGUUAUAUCUGAAAGGUCUUACGUUGAACAGAAACGUCGUCUCAACAUCAAAAGUAUAAAAGGAUCUUAUAACGUUAGUGUACGUAAUACUUUAAUAAAUAGCGACAACAAUGAUCAAGUUAAGUUCUUUAUCGCUAGAAUGUGUAUGCUUCCUAAUAGUGAAGUUCUCCUUGCUGACGUCUUGAAUAACAGACUGAAGAAAUUGAACAGUUCGUACAAGGUAGUAAGUCACUGUGAUGUACCUGAAGAUCCCUAUUCUGUAUGUUAUAUAGGCAACGAUACAGCUGUUGCUAGUUUUGGAGGCAAUUCCAUACAGUACGUGAAUGUGUCAGGUAAUAUAAACCUCAGACAAAUAAUGGAGCUAGAUCAUGCAUGUCUCGGUCUAGCUUGUCACGGUGACACACUCUAUGUAAGCAGUGUAGACACAGUUUACAAAUAUGACAAAUACUGUAAACAAAAGCAAGUUAUCUAUGAUUACCGUGAACAUCGGCACACGUUCAUCAUACACCCAAUUGCUAUAAGUGACAAUGGUGAGCGAAUCUACUUCAAGACAAUUGUAGGUGUAACUACAAUAGACGCCAAGGGAAAUCAUAUCAGUUCACAUUUUGACGACGAGUAUAACAUUCGUGAUAUAUGUAUUGCUGGUGAAGGUAUUGUUCUUGCAUUAGAUGUAUCAGGCAAUAAUCUUCAUCAGCUGGAUUAUACAGGAAAAAAGCAUCAGACUGCAGAUAGCAGGCCACUUACUGCGCGUUCUAUGUGUUUCGACAGAGAAAGAUGUAGACUUAUUGUUUGUGGUAGUCAAGACAAGAUACAUGUUUACAAAUGCGAAUAUUUGCCAAGUUAG
This is a messenger RNA of Ruditapes philippinarum (Manila clam), 2985 nucleotides long. RefSeq lists its product as uncharacterized. Bases 55 to 2985 code for a protein of 976 amino acids. The record is from RefSeq and is a predicted model, not a curated record. NCBI's taxonomy places the organism in Eukaryota, Metazoa, Mollusca, Bivalvia, Venerida, Veneridae. The transcript is spliced from 8 exons.